Nylanderia fulva is the source of this 1587-nucleotide messenger RNA. It is a transcript of the gene tank, whose product is annotated as EI24 domain-containing protein tank. The record is from RefSeq and is a predicted model, not a curated record. Gene Ontology annotation, biological process: macroautophagy. Lineage: Eukaryota; Metazoa; Arthropoda; Insecta; Hymenoptera; Formicidae. Gene Ontology annotation, cellular component: endoplasmic reticulum.
CGCGAACUUUAGACGGAGAGGAUAUGACGUCGAAUCGAGUGCAACUUCCAAGCAAUCUAUGAUCAGCUGAUUCUUUCAUAUAUUUGCAUUUUAGCUGACUCGUUUAAAGAAAUCGGUCGUACACACGGAGUGGUGGAGGGGAAAUGGAUCUCCGAACGAGAUCCUUGCUGUUAUUGGACGAUACGAAUUGUUUGCGUCGUACAUUUGACGAUGGAUACUUGAUAAUCAAGCACUUGUCGCAACAUUGCGAAAAACUCUUCGCGAGCUUGUUUUCAUAGUGAGUGUUUUCGUCGUUUUUCGACAUCGUAGUCGACAGUAUCGCGGCACGUAAUUCUUGUGCCAAAAAUGAUCGUGUUCAGUGUAUUGUCUGUUUUCCAAGAAUAAAUUGAGCCACAGUCAAGCAUUAUCAUAUCAUGGAUAGCGUGACAUUUUGUAUUUCUAGGGGAUAAUAUAUGCAAUAUGUCGAGGAUUUGUGGACAGUUGGAAGGGUGCUGUUGUACUCUUUUACAUGGAUAAACAAAUCAAUGAGAAGUUAGUUGUGAACCCUCCUACGUCUAGGAAUGUUCCUAUUAGAACAGAAACUGAACUCAGAAACAGAGACUUAUCUAUGCAAAACUCCAUUAGGCACAAUAAUCAACAACGAAAAUCUAUGGUAAUGAGGAGAACUUUACAAUGUUGUGCAUUGAAUGGUGGUGUGUUUUGGGCUAGUAUAGCAAUAUUUGAAUAUGGUCUUUUACCAUUUGUCAAGUAUUUAUUGACUAUUAUAUUUGGCCAUUCUCCUGGCAUGGGUCUUUUUGUAUGGUCAUGGAUUCAGCCAUUUUUAUCUUUAACAUUUGGCACAAUAUGGGUGUUACCACUGUUUUUGCUCAGUAAGAUAGUCAACAGCUUAUGGUUUCAGGAUAUCGCAGAUAGCGCUUACAGAUACAGACAAGGGAGACCAUUGCUUCUGUCAAGUGUGAGCAGACUGAUAGCAGAUACACUUUUCAGUGUGUUGGUUCAAGCAUUGUUCUUAGGACAAGGAAUGUUGGUGUCUAAAGUUCCGUUACCAUUGUUAGGGGAUAUUCUUGCCCUUGUUCAUAUGUGCCUUUUAUAUGCUCUCUAUGCCUUUGAAUACAAAUGGUUCAACAUGGGUUGGGAGUUACAUAAACGAUUGACUUUUAUCGAAGGCAACUGGCCGUACUUUUUAGGCUUUGGUCUGCCAUUAGCAGUACUUACUCAAUUGCCCAGUUCGUAUGUUACAAGUGGCUGUGUUUUUUCUAUUUUAUUUCCGCUAUUUAUUAUAAGUGGAAACGAAGCAGAACCUGUAACUGGAACAUGUGAUUGCCAACUGAAAUUAUUUUCACCAGUAAUUGCAAUUGCAAAUACAUUAUUUAAUAAAACUAUUGGACGAGCUAAUAGGCGGUGACAGUGAGAAAGAAAAAGACAAGAAAAUGCCUAAUUUAUGCCGUUAGUAUGCUAAAAUGCACAUACAAUUUACUAAUUUGUUACAAAAAAUUUUAUGCAUAAAUAAUUAUAUAAAUUGCUAUUCAAAAACUAUUUGUAUAUAUCUAUUACUUACUAUUGCAGGAAAUUAUAUUACUUUUAUUA